Molecule: messenger RNA, 1934 nt
Organism: Aspergillus candidus
Lineage: Eukaryota; Fungi; Ascomycota; Eurotiomycetes; Eurotiales; Aspergillaceae
Product: SGNH/GDSL hydrolase family protein
Exons: 4
Coding region: 1-1869 (622 amino acids)
Biological process (GO): triglyceride catabolic process
Molecular function (GO): triacylglycerol lipase activity
Source: RefSeq, a predicted model, not a curated record
AUGCCUUCUGUGUCCGCCAGUCUCGCUGCUCUGCUCCUGGCAUUGCUACCAGCGGCGUAUUCCACCCCCCUUGUUCCGCGCUUGGAGGUCAAAGACUAUUAUCCCCAGAUCAAGCGACUCGCCGCCAUCGGUGACUCGUACUCGGCGGGAAUCGGUGCCGGGAAACAGCGCUCUGAGGCCGGCGCCGGAGACUGCUACCGCUACGAUGAGUCUUACCCGAGUUUACUCAAUCAGGACGGGCGACUCGGAGGCUCCGACGGCCACGACUUUACGUAUUUGUCUUGUUCGGGGGACGAGUCUCCUCAGAUUCUCGAACAGGCGAAGAAGCUAGACGGCGAAUAUGAUCUGAUCACCAUUUCUGCAGGAGGCAACGACCUGGGCUUCAGUGAAAUAGUCCAAUCCUGCAUUUAUCGUGCGGUGUUCUGGAAGGAUUGCGAGAAGCCACUGAAGCAGGCCGAAAAGGUGCUUGAAAGCAAAGAAUUCGAGAAAAACAUCAAAGCCCUCCUAAAAGAAAGCAAGAAGCACCUGUCCCGCGACGGCCAGAUGUACUAUACGGGUUAUGGCAAAUUCUUCAACGCCGAGACCACGCAGUGCAACGACGUGGAUUGGACAUUAGUCCCCGAAUACAAGCCCACCAAGCUAGACCAGAAGCUGCGCGAGCGCACCAAUAAGAUCGUUAACGCGUUGAACGAGAAGCUGAAUGGCUGGGUUGGCGAGGCUGGAGGCAAGUUUGUGAACUACGACAAGUACACGGAAGGUUGGCUCCAGCGCUUCUGCGACGAGGGAGUCACAGAACGGAACCCGUGGAGUGACCACGAAGACGACGCCUGGAAUCAAAUGUGGUUUCAGGUGCGAUUUGGGGCCGAUGACCUGAAGAAACGGGCGCUCGAGCUGCGGAAGAAGCGAGGCACCAAGACAAGCGAUGAUCUGGACGAUUAUAAGCCCGAAGAAGGGAAAUUCAGUGACAUUGAUCAGAGAUCGCUACCCGUUGAACUCUUGAAGGUCUUUCACCCUACGCCCGUUCUCAACACCUUCAUCUCCAACCUCAUCGUCCUCAUGGUUGCGGAGCGGCAGGCUCGGACCGAGAACCCAGAUAUCUCCCUGGAGAAAGUCGCGCUGGAGGUCGAAGAGGGCACCUGUAAGAACGACCAGGAAGAGGACAAAGUGAAAUGCAACUCGGAGGAUCGCCGAGCCAUUAAAAACGGCGAGUUCCUGGAUCACAUCAACAAUCUAUGCGAGGAGGUGGAGAGUCGUCUCAAGAGGAAAGAUGAUUGGCCGUACCUCCUUCACGCAGAGAGUUAUGGUCCUUUGGUGGAGUUGAACAUCAAGAAGGAAAAGAGCGACGCCAAGCUCCCUGAUAAAGAAAAAUGCAAAACCUACUUGAAAAAGACACUUGACGACUGCCGCAAGGGAAAGGAAUGGAAAAAGGGCGGCAGCAUCAUCCACGACGGCAUCAAAUACGAGUCCGCCGUUCGAGUCAAUGAUCACUUGUGGUGUCAGAACGCCAGUGCCGACCUGUCAGACUACGUACAAUUAGAACUAUCCAAGUACAAAGAGGCCGCCGAGGACUUUUGCGGCUCGGACAUCAGUCGGAAAGCCGGCAAGGAGGUGGACAAGUUUACGUCCUCGUUGCCAAGUCUCAGCAGCAAGAUCAACCUUUCUAUCAAUAUGGGUGAUAGCCAGGGUGGGUGUCUUGGUCCCAAGGAGUACAAACCGUCCAAGGAGGAAUGCGUGGAGAAAUUCAUGAAGAUUGUCGGAAACUGCAAGGAAAAGGACGGCAAGAGCUACGGUGCCGGGGGAACCUUUGAUACGCCAAAGGGAUGUGUUGAUUACAGAGCCGAAGGGCUGUCGCACAUCAUAAUCCGGUAGGUCUGAGAUGGAAUUUCUCAAGAAGGCGUCUUGUGGAUAUUUUCCUCUUUACUGCAUCGAUAAUG